AGCUGUACCGAGGAAAAGAUACAGAGGAAGAAAGACGUGAUACAGUGCCUACAGCAGCAUUUCCUCAAUGCAUGGACGAGGCGAAAAGAUUGGACAUCUCUCUAUUACAGCAUGCCGUCACUUUCUCGGGAACGGACUACGGAAUUCAAACAAUGUCAGUGAUAGUGCCUCUAAGCGUGCCGACCGUCAGCAGGCAUUUACGCUUAUACAACAGAUAUGGUUGUCUUGAAACUUGCGCCUAUGUCGAAGCAGAAGACUCCCUUUCUGAUCUGAGCUGUUGCUUCCGAAACCAGUUAAAAUCCGUGCCAAGAACAUCGAAGAAAUAUCAUUUGCAAGAAGACAUCGAAGACGACGUGAAAAAUUAAAAAAAGUAUUGUUUUAUUCACAUCUAGUGAAUUGGCUGACUGGAAAAUAGAUGACUCCUUCGAUCAAAAGCACUAAAGAAAUGUUGAACCGUAACCCAAUUUCGCACGCUUGGACGCAGGAACAAGCAUUGCAUAGUUUCAAAUUACAAGAAGAUGCAAGCGACACAUUGCGUAACUUUUAUCAUAAUCGCAAGUCCAAGAAAAUAGCAUAUACGCAGUCAUUGCGUACAAAGCGAGCCUAUGCGAUGCUGGAGUCAAGCGAACGGGCGCAAAUGACCGAUCGAAAUGUUCCAACGAACUUAGUGAUGAGCAUUGGAAACGCUGUAACCGGUGUGGGCU
Messenger RNA from Radiomyces spectabilis, 704 nucleotides. RefSeq lists its product as uncharacterized. NCBI's taxonomy places the organism in Eukaryota, Fungi, Mucoromycota, Mucoromycetes, Mucorales, Radiomycetaceae. Bases 72 to 365 code for a protein of 97 amino acids. The transcript has 2 exons. The record is from RefSeq and is a predicted model, not a curated record.